This is a messenger RNA of Pantherophis guttatus, 2175 nucleotides long. Its product is annotated as interferon-induced protein with tetratricopeptide repeats 5-like. Gene Ontology annotation, cellular component: cytosol. Gene Ontology annotation, biological process: defense response to virus. The record is from RefSeq and is a predicted model, not a curated record. Lineage: Eukaryota; Metazoa; Chordata; Lepidosauria; Squamata; Colubridae. Gene Ontology annotation, molecular function: protein binding.
GUCCAUUCUCAGCCAUCGCCUCUCCCGCUACUUUCACUUUCGAUUUUCAGAACGCUGGAAGCGGAAAACGAAACUCAGCGCUGCGCCCGCCGGUCUCUUCGCCUUUUGCUCCAAAGCGGGAGAGGCAGCCGGAGCGCGAACAGUGUGCAAGGAUGAGCAGACCCCUGAAGGAGAAGCUCCAGCGCCUGCAGUGUCACUUCACCUGGGACUUUGAGGUCAAGGACAAGAUGCACAUCAGACACACCCUGCUUACUCUGGCUGUCCGCCUGGAGCACGGCCCCCUCCGCAACCGGGGCACCUACCUUGCCCUGAAGGCCUACCUGCGCCACCUGGAGGGGAGCCCCAAAGAGGCCCUGGCCAUCCUGCAGGAAGCCAAGGAGGUCUUGAGGAAGGAGCCUCCGGGGACCUUCCCACGCCACGUCCUGCUGCUCUACGGGAACUACGCCUGGAUCUAUUACCACUUGACCGAUUAUGACAAGGUGGACCUCUACUUGGCCCAGAUCCGCCAGAUUUGCCGGGACCUGUCCAGCCCUGAGCCUUACUCGGCCCCGAUCCCGGAGGUCUACGCCCAGAAGGGCUGGUCCCUCUUGGCCAUGGGCUUCCGGAACGGCCAGCUGGCCAAGGAGUGUUUCCAGAAGGCCCUGGAGCUGCAGGAACCAAGCAUGGAGCUGCAGGAGGGCCUGGCCUUCUCCACCUUCGCUUCCUGGACACACUCCUACGAGGAUGAGAAGUUACAGGAUGAGAGCCGGAAGUUGCUGGAAGGGCUGAUCCAGAGCCACCCCGAAAAUUAUGAAGCCAAAGUAUACUUGGCACAGAUUCUCUGUAGGAAAGAUGAUGAAAGAUCUUGGCAGCUUGCUGACGAGGUGGUCCAGAACAGUCUCAACCCGGAACUCCUGAGAAUUGCCGCCAAAUCUUAUAAGUUCCACUCUCCCUCCCAAGCCAUUUCCACCCUGAAGAAGGCCAUCGCCCUCUGCGGUGAUUACUAUCUCCUCCACUACGACCUUGGCAUUAUUUACAUGGACCUCUUAGAUCGAGGAUCCGAGGGGAACCAAGCGGAGAUCGUGGAGGACGCCAUUGGGUGCUUCAGACGGUCUCUGGAAGGCAAUCCUGAAUCUGUGUUUGCCCAGCUGAAGCUGGCGAAGUUGUACGGAGAAAGGUGCCAGCUUUACGAGGAGGAGGUCUACCUGGGCGUGAUGGAGGAACUCCCAACCGCCAGCAAGAGAGUCCAGCAGUCUUUCUAUCUGCACUGGGGGCAUUUUCUCCUCCAGAAGAAGGGGCAGAGGCAGGCAGCGUUGCGGGCGUACAAGGCCUGCUUGGAGGUGCCAGGGGAUCACCCUCUGGAGCAGAAGCAGCUGGAGCAGCGUCUGAAAGAGCUGGCCAGGGUUUUCCGUUCAAAAGGCGACAUGGAACAAGAGAGAGCUGUCCACCGUCUGCUGAGUGAAAUCGCAGCAAAGCGUCAGGGGGCACCUCGUUGAUUGGCAGGCCUUGCCUCACCCUCACGCGACUCUCCCUAGGAGCCGGCUGUGAAUAUUGGGGUGCUCCAGCCCAAAUGGGUGGUGCCCCCUCGCAGCCCUGAGCUGCUCCUUCCUGGGGUGUUGCUGGAAAGCAAUAUAACAUUUGGGACAACAUCUCCCUCCUUCUCUUCCCUUCUCCUCUUUAUUGCAUAAAUACUCCAGGGUGCACUCUUCUACAACUCCCUGCUGUUUUCAGAUACAAACCUAGGUACAACAUACAAUAUUGUGCCAGGCUCUACGCAUCAGCACUUAAAAUCCAUCCGAGCAUGACUUGUGCCACCAAGUAGAAUUAAGGAGGAUCUAAUGAAGAGGUCUCCAACCUUGGCAACUUUAAGAUUUGUGGAGCAAAGCUGGCUGAGGAAUUCUGGGAGUUGAAGUCCACAAGUCUUAAAGUUGCCAAGGUUGGAGACCCUUGAGUUCCUCAAACUGGAGUGCUCUGUGUUGUAUUAGAUUUUGUGUGCCAUAUUCUAACCCUUUCCCCUACCGUCAUCCAAUGCUCCUACCCCGCCUGUUCCUUUUUUUGUCUUCUGCUUGUUUACAGAUAUCUUGUUAUAACUUUUAGCUUUCCAAAAAUUGUUAUUUUCUUGUAUUUUUAAUUGCCUGCACCUCACUGUCCUUGUGGGGUUCUCUGAGCAUAAUAAAGGCUGGAUUUUGUAAGGCA